Eublepharis macularius is the source of this 1104-nucleotide messenger RNA. It is a transcript of the gene SSR2, whose product is annotated as signal sequence receptor subunit 2. The coding region runs from base 95 to 652 and encodes 185 amino acids. The record is from RefSeq and is a predicted model, not a curated record. The transcript has 6 exons. Gene Ontology annotation, cellular component: membrane; endoplasmic reticulum. Lineage: Eukaryota; Metazoa; Chordata; Lepidosauria; Squamata; Eublepharidae.
CCAGCAUCUGCUUUAUCUGAGGAAAGAAAGUCUGACAAGGGGACAUUGCAGACCUUCACAUCAUGUCUAGUUCUGUCCUAAUGAACCUGGCUAUAUGAAGAUGAAGCUGUUAGUCCUAUUUGUGCUGGUCCUCUUUGCCGCUGUCCACUGUGAAGAAGGAGCCAGGCUCUUGGCCUCCAAGGCUCUGUUGAACAGAUAUGCUGUGGAAGGCAGGGACCUCACUUUGCAGUACAACAUCUACAACGUGGGUUCCAGUGCAGCCUUAGAAGUGGAGCUGUCUGAUGAUUCGUUUCCUCCAGAAGACUUUGGGAUCGUGUCUGGAAUGCUCAGUGUCAAAUGGGACAGGAUUGCACCUGCCAGCAACGUCUCCCACACAGUGGUCCUGAGACCCUUGAAAGCCGGCUACUUCAACUUCACAUCAGCUACUAUCACAUACCUGGCGCAGGAAGGGGGACAAGUGGUGGUUGGCUUCACCAGUGCUCCAGGGCAAGGGGGGAUCCUGGCCCAGCGAGAAUUCGAUAGGAGAUUUUCACCACACUUUCUGGAUUGGGCGGCCUUUGGGGUCAUGACUCUUCCUUCCAUCGGCAUCCCCCUGCUGCUGUGGUACUCAAGCAAAAGGAAGUACGACACUCCCAAGACUAAGAAGAACUGAACCACGCCAGGUGACCACUGAGGCGGUAUUUGGGAGUGACGGCAAAGCGAACAGCGGCUCCGUGCUCAGAACUCUUUUUUCAAAUGUGGAAUUCGUAUGUCGCUGUUUGGGAAGCAGCUGCCAUUUGAAAGGAUGCUGGAGAAGCAAGCCUCCCAUACACAAGGCUGCCCCCCUUCUUUUCUCGUCUCCUCUGUGGUCCCCUUCUGGCCACACAGUUGAAAGAUCCAUCCUGCUUCGUUAACGGAGACCACCUCUGCGCCAACCCCUCCUUUUCUCAGCCAGCAUUUUUUUUUCUUCAAAGAAAGAGGCUUGCCCUAGGAGGAGAGAUCUCCGAGCCACGAAUGCAUUUAAAUUGGAACACUUUGAUAUUAGUUUGAAAGAAAGAGAGAGAGCGCUGUCAUGUUGUGUGGGAGGGUUUUUUAAUUACAAAAAAAUAAAUCACAAGUGAUGAA